Messenger RNA from Sphaeroforma arctica JP610, 2057 nucleotides. Its product is annotated as pre-mRNA-processing factor 17. The record is from RefSeq and is a predicted model, not a curated record. NCBI's taxonomy places the organism in Eukaryota, Ichthyosporea, Ichthyophonida. Gene Ontology annotation, molecular function: protein binding; mRNA binding. The transcript has 7 exons. Bases 251 to 1963 code for a protein of 570 amino acids. Gene Ontology annotation, cellular component: catalytic step 2 spliceosome. Gene Ontology annotation, biological process: mRNA splicing, via spliceosome.
CGCGUAAACAGCUAGCUAUCACUGUGUGUCUGGUCUGUUGCACUGUUACACCUACGACGUAUACUCAUAUGAUAGUAUCUUGUAUAUAGAGCGAACGCACAUAGUGCGUGCUCACCAUUUAGCAUUGGGCAUUAGAAUUUAUAUAUAUAAAUAUAUUGAAUUUAGAAACUCGGCUAUUUAAGACUUGGACUAUAAUAAAGGUUCAAUACAUACCAUACUGCCAUAUAGAAUAAAGUAAGAGAAGUAAAGUAUGAAUGCGCUGGCCGACUAUGCUGGCAGCUCGUCAGAAAGCGAUGGGGAAGGUAGAGCCACCAAACCGACUAAGACAGAGGAGAGGUCACCUCCGUCAACCCACGUGCCCACCAAUCUGAGUGCAUUAAAGAAGAAGAUGCAGCUCAAUGUAGCACCCUUAGUGCAUGCUAAAACAAAUGGCCGGUCCAUAGUUCCAGUUGAUCCGCAUGCCAAGAAUUUAGGAUACAAUCCCAGAAUCGAUGAAAUGUACGGGCCUAUUGAAGGGCCUACAAAUCCCAACAAGACCUCACAGGAGGCAGCAGAAAGGAAUAUAAUCAGUGGGUAUGUGGAAGAUACCGGUAUAAGUGACUUCGCAUUCGAGGAACAACGUAGAACGUUCCAUGCGUAUGGGUAUGCAUCGAAUCCCUCGGCUGGUGCGAAUGUGGUGGGCGAUAGGAAACGCGCGGAGAAGCAACAGAAUGCAACGGCGUUUGAAGGAGUUAGAAAUUCUGGUCCAAAGCGGAAACGAGAGCACAGAGGCGAUGCAGCGGACCUGGACAACUACCAAGGCCCUUGGGCUAAGUGGAAGGAUGAGAAGACCACCGCCAAGCCCACAGACGAGCAGAUGGAGAUUCUAAAGUCGUACAAGGUGAAGAACAUUGCGGAAAGCGGUGGAAAGGCCAAGAAGGAUGAGGAAGUAUCUGUUCUCAACAUUGACGACGCUCAAGACUACCAAGGACGCACCUUCAUGGACAUACCCCGCACCGUACCCUCGGGCGUCAAGCUCGACUCGGAUGACGGUCCCGAGAAGUGCUAUGUACCUACUAAGAACCUGGCUACAUGGCAGGCUCACGACAAGGGGGUCAGCGCCAUCCGUCUGUUUCCCAGGUCUGGCCAUCUCAUCCUUACGGCUGGUAUGGACUGCAGGGUCAAGCUGUGGGAGUACUACGGGAAACGGCGGUUGAUCCGCACCUAUGUGGGCCAUACGAUGGCCGUCAGGGAUAUCGACUUCAACAAUGACGGGACCAGGUUCCUGACGGCGAGCUACGACCGUAUGGUGAAGAUGUGGGAUACGUUCACGGGAGAGUGCCUAGGUCGAUACACCAACGGAAAGAUACCCUACUGUGUCAAGUUUAAUCCCGAUCCCGCGAAGCAACACAUGAUUGUCGCCGGUACGUCCGACAAGAAAAUCGUACAGUGGGACACCACCACCGGUGAGGUCGUGCAGGAAUACGACAGACACUUGGGAGCCGUGAACACCAUCACCUUCAUUGAUGGAGGCAACAGAAUGGUCUCCACCUCCGACGACAAGUCCAUCAAACUGUGGGAGUGGGAGAUCCCGGUGGACUACAAACACAUCGCCGAGCCUGGCAUGCACUCCGUACCCGCCGUUGCCAUGCACCCCAAGGGUCGCUGGAUGGCCUUCCAAUCUCUGGACAACACCAUACUUAUCUACGGAGUGGGUGAGCGGUUCAGGAUCAAUAGCAAGAAGCAGUUCAAGGGUCACCUGAUUGCCGGGUAUGCGGUCCAGCCCGGGUUCUCGUCCGACGGGCGCUACGUCAUCUCGGGUGAUUCGGAGGGCAAACUCAUCAUCUGGGACUGGAAGUCUACCAAGAUCUACAAACGGUUGGAGUGUCACACAAAGGUUACAAUCGGCUGUCUGUGGCAUCCGCACGAGCCGUCCCAGGUCAUCACAUGCUCUUGGGAUGGUACCGUCUCAGUGUGGGACUAGCGUUCUGGUGCGUGUGGGCGUAGAUUUAUACAUACAUACAUACAUCCACGCGCACCCGUGCAUUGUACAUAGAAGGAAUAAACAUACAUAUGUG